This is a messenger RNA of Ctenocephalides felis (cat flea), 1152 nucleotides long. RefSeq names its product sulfotransferase family cytosolic 1B member 1 (gene St2). The transcript is spliced from 5 exons. Gene Ontology annotation, biological process: sulfation. Gene Ontology annotation, molecular function: sulfotransferase activity. The coding region runs from base 57 to 1022 and encodes 321 amino acids. NCBI's taxonomy places the organism in Eukaryota, Metazoa, Arthropoda, Insecta, Siphonaptera, Pulicidae. The record is from RefSeq and is a predicted model, not a curated record. Gene Ontology annotation, cellular component: cytoplasm.
AAGAAGACUUGUCAAUAUAUAAUUCUUUAAUUUUUAUAAUUUUUAUUUUGAGCAAAAUGUACAUUACGUACAACAAGUUACAGGAGCCUUACGGCGAGAAACUCGAUCAGUUAUUUCAAAGAAAGAAUUGCUUGAUUGAAGUCAAUCCAGGGAGAGUGUUACUUCCAGAAAAGUUCAAAGAGAUUGGUGAACAAAUUAGAGCCUUGAGAAUAAGGAAAAGUGAUGUUUGGCUUAUAUCAUAUCCUAGAACAGGAUCUACGUGGGCCCAAGAGAUGAUAUGGCUUCUAGGUCAUGAUUUGGACUAUGCUGGUGCCAGACAACUCCAAGCUAUAAGAACUCCUCUGCUAGAGUUGACUGCCGUGAUGGCAUCAGAUCACACCGAUUGGACAGAGAACAGUAUUGGUAAUUCGGUCCAAAAAAUACACGAGAUGCCAGACGUGCGUUACGCUAAGAGCCAUCUUCCAAGAGAUCUACUUCCCAAGGAAAUGGAAAUAGUGAAGCCAAAAGUAAUUUACAUAGCUCGCAAUCCUAAGGAUAUGUGUGUUUCAUACUAUCAUUAUUGCGUUUUGAUACAUAAUCUACAUGGUACUUUUGAGGAAUUCUGUGAGCUCUUCUUGGAGGGUAUGGUACCUGUCGGUCCCAUUUGGAAUCACAUCUUAGGUUUCUGGGAGUUGCGCGAUGAACCAAAUGUAAUGUUUCUGCGUUACGAGGACAUGAAGCGUAAUUUGCGUGGGACGAUCGAUCGCACUGCAAAAUUCCUCGGAACAACCAUUGGAGAUGCAGAUGCAGAACGUUUAUGCGAACAUCUCAGUUUUCAUAGUAUGAAGGCCAACCCGGCAGUGAAUUUAGAGCCGAUCAUGCGACAAAGUUUCGGGGAUGAUUUUCUGGAUGGAACUGAUUUGCGUUUCAUCAGACGAGGCGAAGUUGGCGAUUGGCGCAAUUACAUGACGGAUGACAUGAGCCAAAGAUUCGACAAGUGGACCGCUCAACAUUUGAAGGGAACUGGUCUCGAUUUUGAUUGAAAAUUCAAAGUAUAGGGCUGACACCAGAUUAUACAAAAAAUAAUUCGAACUUGCAGACAACUGAAGUGGAAAUGAAUUUUUCAGAGAAAAUAUGAUUCAUCAUAAACUUUAUAUUGUUGGUUUUAUAUGG